This is a messenger RNA of Vigna unguiculata (cowpea), 1569 nucleotides long. Its product is annotated as phosphoserine aminotransferase, putative (DUF760). The record is from RefSeq and is a predicted model, not a curated record. NCBI's taxonomy places the organism in Eukaryota, Viridiplantae, Streptophyta, Magnoliopsida, Fabales, Fabaceae.
UAUUGCAGUACUCAAACAAUACAUAACCAAACCAACUUUGUUUAACACAACAACACAUCACAGUGACACCAACCACUCUCUUUCUCUUUUUCUCUCUCUCACACACACACAAAUUCUCUCUAAUCUUGUUGCUUCAUUCAUCAAUUCAACUUCUCUGUUGUUUGUUUGAUGGAAAACUGUCUCAUCCACCACCACCAUCACACACUCCUCACUCUACCAUCAUCAUCUCAUAAACCCCACUUCAGAUUCUUCACAAGGCCUGAUUUUGGUGGCGGUGGUGGUGCUUUUCCUGUUUCUUCCUCUUGUUUGUCACACCACAGGCGUAGACCCUUCAUCAGAGCAAGUGCUGGAGCCACCCCAUGUGAGUUUAGCAGCCUGAACUCUCCUUUGGAGCCCCGUUCCAUGGUGGGGAAGUUCCUCAGUGGCGUGCUUCAGAACCACCCUCAGAUGUUCCAUGUUGCUGUUGGGGAAGAGCUCAAGCUCUUGGCUGAGGAUCGUGAUGCGGCACAUGCUCGCAUGGUGCUUGGUUCUGUCACUGAUGAGGCCUUGCUGCACAGGAGGAUUGCACAACUAAAAGAGAAUCAAUGUCAAAUUGCUGUAGAAGAUGUUAUGUACUUGCUGAUUUUUUACAAGUUUUCUGAGAUCAGGGUCCCUUUGGUACCAAAACUUUCUAGUUGCCUUUACAAUGGCAGGCUAGAGAUAUUGCCUUCUAAGGACUGGGAACUAGAGUCUAUUCAUAGCUUGGAAGUUUUGGAUAUGAUAAGGGAACACAUAACUACUGUAACUGGCUUGAAAGCAAAAUCUAGUGUAACUGAGUGUUGGGCAACAACCCAAGUUAGACAAUUCUUACUUGCCCGAGUUUAUGUUGCCUCCAUAUUAUAUGGUUACUUUUUGAAGUCAGUUUCAUUGAGGUACCACCUAGAACGAAAUCUAUCUUUGGCUGACCAUGAUAUUCACCUUGGUCAUAGGACUUCCCUUAUGUGUUCUUAUGGAUUAAAAGAUGCCAUCUUUGGCCACUUGAGUAACAUGCCAUCCUUAGGGCAAGGGUUAAUCAGGCCAGAAGAGGAGGUUGAGGACUUAAAAUGUUAUGUUAUGAGCUUUCAUCCUGGAUCAUUGCAGAGAUGUGCCAGAUUGAGAUCUAAGGAGGCUGUGAAUUUGGUUGGUAGUUAUAGUUGUGCACUCUUUAACAACAAUGAAUCAGGUUCGUUUGAGAAUGAUGAUGUUAUUUUGACUUCAUUUUCUAGCUUGAAGAGACUAGUCUUGGAAGCUGUUGCCUUUGGAUCUUUCCUGUGGGAGACAGAAGAUUACAUUGACAAUGUCUAUAAGCUUAAGGAAGACUAAGUAGUGUAAGGGCACUAGUAGCCAAAAUAUUUCUGAGUUGUGAAGCGAAUUCUCCUUGUAUAUAGAGUGAGUUUUGGAGUUAUGUUUAUAUUGUAUAUAUAGUACACCUUUACUCUAUAUAAUGUAAAGCUCUAGUGCUUGCACUUUCUAAGUUGAUAGAUAUUUUGAACAGUACAAAGUUGUUUGGAUCAAUAUCUUUUGAAUAUUUACCAAGUUUUUACAUUAUCA